AUGCCGUUGUGCUGCUGGAGUUUCCGGUGGAUCCACUACUUCCGCUGCCCCGCUGGAACGAGGGAUCAGAGGUCGUCGUUGAGCCGUAUGUGUGACCGAGUGCGGAAGCGCUGCCCGUUUGCACCGCUCAUCUUCGCGAUCUUGAGAUUGGCAAGUGAUCAUCUACAUCAUCCACGAGAACCGUUCUCGUUAACAAAGCUUUUGGUCUUCGAGGCGGCCGCGGCCGACGACGGCAAGACGGAGGGCGAGGUGCUGGUAUCCUUCCGGGACACGCUGCGGUCGUCGGACGGCUCCCCGCCAGGCCCGCUCCGCUCCUGGGGCACGACAGGGCCCUGCAACGGCAACAUCUCCUCCUGGUACGCCGUCUCCUGCCACGGCAACGGCAGCGUCCAGGGCCUCCAGCUCGAGCACCUGGGCCUAGCGGGCCUGGCCCCCGACCUGGGCUCCCUCGCCGUCCUCCCGGGCCUCCGCGUGCUCAGCCUCUCCGACAACCAGCUCACGGGCCCGUUCCCCAACGUCUCCGCCCUCGGCGUCCUCAAGAUGCUCUACCUCUCCCGCAACAAGUUCUCCGGCGUCAUCCCCGACGGCACCUUCCGCCCCAUGCGCGGGCUCCGCAAGCUGCAUCUCGCCGAGAACGACUUCUCCGGCCCCGUCCCCGGAUCCAUCACUUCGCCGAGGUUGCUCGAGUUCGUCGAUGUGUCCCAUAAUAAUCUCUCCGGCCCGAUCCCGGGGGGGCUCAGCCGGUUCAACGCCACCAUGUUCCAAGGCAACGAGUUCCUCUGUGGGAAGCCGCUGCCCGUCGCGUGCGACCCCGCGGAUUUGCCGGCCGCGGCUGGUGGUGUCGGGGUGUCCUGGCUGGCCUCCGUCGCCGCUUCGCUCAUGGUGCUCGGCGUAUUGCUCGCGGUUGUCGGGGUCGCCACGGGCGUGCUCGGCAGGCGGCGCCGGCGAAGACGACGCGCGGCGGCACGGAGCGCGGGGUCCGAGGGCGACCAGACGCCGUCCAACCCCAAGCUCCAGACCGCGCCGUGCGUCAACAUCAGCCAGGCCGCGUCCACGUCCGCCGCCGCCGCGCCGGCGGCGGCACCGGCAGCGGCGAAGCGCGGGGCGAGGCGGGACGAGCACGGGCGGCUGGUGUUCAUCCAGGAGUCGCGCGUGCGGUUCGAAAUCGAGGACCUGCUCCGCGCGUCCGCCGAGGUGCUGGGCAGCGGCAACUUCGGGUCCUCGUACAAGGCCACGCUCCUGGAUGGCCGGUCGGAGGUGGUGGUGAAGCGGUUCAAGGACAUGAACGGCGUCGGCCGGGAGGACUUCUCCGAGCACAUGCGCCGCCUCGGCCGCCUCGCGCACCCCAACCUCGUCCCCCUCGUCGCCUACCUCUAUAAAAAAGAAGAGAAGCUCCUCAUCACCGAUUACAUGACCAACGGCAGCCUCGCCCAGCUCCUCCACGGCAGCAAGGGGUCGAUCCUGGACUGGGGGAAGAGGCUGAGGAUCAUCAAGGGGGCGGCGAGAGGGGUGGCGCACCUGUACGAGGAGCUGCCGAUGCUGACGGUGCCGCACGGGCACCUCAAGUCCUCCAACGUGCUCCUCGACGGCGACUUCACGGCGGUGCUGUCGGACUACGCGCUGGUGCCGGUGCUCACGGCGUCGCACGCGGCGCAGGUCAUGGUGGCCUACAAGUCCCCCGAGUGCGUGGCCAAAGGGAAGCCGUCCAAGACCAGCGACGUGUGGAGCCUCGGGAUCCUGGCAUUGGAGGUGCUCACGGGCAGGUUCCCGGCAAACUACCUCCGGCAGGGGAAGCAGCAAGGGAACGCCGACAUCGCCGGAUGGGUCAGCUCCGUGGUCAACGAGGAGCGCACCGGCGAGGUGUUCGACAAGGACAUGGCCGGGACCCAGGGCCACGAGGAGGAGAUGCUCAAGCUGCUCCGGGUCGCGCUCGCCUGCUGCGAGGCCGAUGUCGACAAGAGGCUGGACCUCAAGGCCGCCCUGGCCAGCAUCGAGGAGAUCAAGGACCCACCGCCGCCGGAGCCCGGCGACUCCUCGACCGGCGCUGCCUAGACGAGAUCCUAGCUACGUACGAGUACGAUCCAAUCAAGAGUGUUUGAUCCUAACAACUCACGCACGUACUGAUCGAAUCAUCGACUGAGACGAGGAUUAAUUGAUCGCGUGCAUUGCGCGGAUUGCAUGGUGCCAAGAUGAUCCAAGGCUUGCAUGGGCGAGAUGGCUGGUGAGCUUAGUUCAAUGCGAAUCGAAUGAUCCAUCUGGUGAGCUAGCGAAGAGCCGAAGAACACAUACAUUUGAGCCGGCCGGCCGGGGUGGUGAUAGGGGGUUUUGUGAUGGAAUUCUUGACUAAUUUCGAAGGUGUAAAUUGGUUUAGCAUAAAUGGAUUGAUGUUGAAGCGAAAGGAGAUGCGGCGAUGUUAUGUUAGCAUGUAAUUAAGAGUACAUUAAUUGAUUCCUUGGUUUACUUUUUCCUUUCUUUGGAAUACAUAUAUGUAGAAGUUGGGUGGAGAA
Messenger RNA from Brachypodium distachyon (stiff brome), 2507 nucleotides. RefSeq names its product pollen receptor-like kinase 4. NCBI's taxonomy places the organism in Eukaryota, Viridiplantae, Streptophyta, Magnoliopsida, Poales, Poaceae. Gene Ontology annotation, biological process: protein phosphorylation. The transcript is spliced from 4 exons. Gene Ontology annotation, molecular function: protein kinase activity; protein binding; ATP binding. Bases 1 to 2052 code for a protein of 683 amino acids. The record is from RefSeq and is a predicted model, not a curated record.